Molecule: messenger RNA, 760 nt
Organism: Sphaeroforma arctica JP610
Lineage: Eukaryota; Ichthyosporea; Ichthyophonida
Exons: 1
Coding region: 68-733 (221 amino acids)
Source: RefSeq, a predicted model, not a curated record
CUCAAACGAUUGUAUAAGCAAUAAGACAUCUAUUGGAAUAUGAAACAAAACACAUUAACGUUUCAUCAUGUUGGAAUCGAUAGAUGUGUUUGCCGCCGGGAUUCACCAUCCUAAUGCUUUACCUCAACAUUCUAAAAGUAUAAUCAAGAAAUAUACGGACAAUGAUAUUGCAAUCACUUACAUCGAUGAAUCUGUCGACGAACAGAGCUCUACUCAAGCAACAGGGAGUUCAGUCACUCGUACGACAUCCUCAUUGGGACAUUUAGCGGUAUCGGAGGCCCUGGAAGAAGCGCUAACCGAAAAGUACAGUUACAAAGAACAUUCUAUGCAAACUUCAGCAAAUCGAACCACUACAUAUACAGAGGGGACGACUCCAGGACCAGCAACCCGCACAAUCAACAAAGCACAUCGCCGUACUAAAUCAUGUCUAACACUACCAUCGAAUAAGAAUAACCUGGCAAGCACUCGGUUGAGUCGUAGUGUCAGUUUCUCUAACAAAAUCGUGGCCGUCGCCACAUAUUCUAAUUCAGAUUACAGCCGUGGAUUAGAUGUCGCUCAACAUUAUAAGAGUCUCCCGGCGAGGGAAAAGUUCCUGAUCAAGCAGGAAAUCAGGAGUGCUACGAGCGAUGUGAAUGGAUUGACACAAACGACCAAAGAUAACAUAAAGUACACAUGUAUGUUCUUGUUAUUAGCUAUUCUGCUAGGGCUACAGAGGGCAUACCUGUCCGAAUAGGUAGUAUAUUAAAUAAUUAUCACGAAU